Molecule: messenger RNA, 2690 nt
Organism: Fukomys damarensis (Damara mole-rat)
Lineage: Eukaryota; Metazoa; Chordata; Mammalia; Rodentia; Bathyergidae
Gene: Nmt2
Product: N-myristoyltransferase 2
Exons: 12
Coding region: 1-1416 (471 amino acids)
Biological process (GO): N-terminal peptidyl-glycine N-myristoylation
Cellular component (GO): cytoplasm
Molecular function (GO): glycylpeptide N-tetradecanoyltransferase activity
Source: RefSeq, a predicted model, not a curated record
AUGCUUCUGAACGCCUGCGUUGUGACAGAAAGUCCUGGAGGGGAUUUGGGAGCCAAAAAGAAAAAGAAGAAACAGAAGAGGAAAAAGGAGAAGCCAAAUUCUGGAGGCACGAAGUCUGACUCUGCAUCUGAUUCUCAGGAGAUUAAAAUUCAUCAGCCUUCAAAAAAUGCCACCAUCCCGAUGCAGAAGCUGCAGGAUAUCCAGAGAGCGGUGGAGCUGCUGUCGGCGUGCCAGGGCCCGGCCAGGAACAUCGAUGAGGCAGGCAAACGCAGGUACCAGUUCUGGGACACACAGCCGGUGCCCAAACUAAAUGAAGUCAUAACUUCUCAUGGUGCAAUUGAGCCAGACAAAGACAAUGUACGUCAAGAACCAUAUUCUUUGCCACAGGGUUUUAUGUGGGAUACUUUAGACUUGAGUAAUGCGGAGGUGCUCAAGGAGCUAUAUACAUUGUUAAACGAGAAUUAUGUAGAAGAUGAUGACAAUAUGUUCCGCUUCGACUAUUCGCCAGAGUUCCUGUUGUGGGCUCUGCGUCCCCCGGGCUGGCUCCUGCAGUGGCACUGUGGGGUCAGAGUAACUUCUAAUAAGAAACUAGUAGGAUUCAUAAGUGCCAUCCCAGCCAACAUCCGCAUUUAUGAAAGUGUGAAGAGGAUGGUAGAAAUCAACUUUCUUUGCGUUCAUAAGAAAUUGAGAUCGAAACGAGUAGCCCCAGUGUUAAUUAGAGAAAUAACCAGAAGAGUGAACCUGGAAGGGAUCUUCCAGGCUGUGUACACUGCUGGAGUGGUCCUUCCUAAGCCCGUGGCUACAUGCAGAUACUGGCAUCGAUCCCUAAACCCCAGAAAACUGGUGGAAGUGAAGUUUUCUCACUUGAGUAGAAAUAUGACAUUGCAGAGAACAGUGAAGCUUUACAGACUGCCAGAGGUUACAAAGACCUCAGGCUUGAGACCGAUGGAACCAAAAGAUAUCAAAGCAGUUCGAGAAUUAAUCAACAUUUACCUGAAGCAGUUCCAUCUAGCUCCCGUGAUGGAUGAAGAGGAAGUGACCCACUGGUUCCUCCCCCGGGAGCAUAUUAUUGACACAUUUGUAGUGGAGAGCUCCAGUGGGAAGCUGACUGACUUCCUGAGCUUCUACACGCUCCCCUCCACGGUCAUGCACCACCCCGCCCAUAAGAGCCUCAAAGCUGCCUACUCCUUCUACAACAUCCACACAGAGACGCCGCUGCUGGACCUCAUGAGUGACGCGCUCAUCAUAGCCAAGCUGAAAGGAUUUGAUGUAUUCAAUGCACUAGAUUUGAUGGAAAAUAAGACCUUCUUGGAAAAACUCAAGUUUGGUAUAGGAGAUGGCAAUUUGCAGUAUUACUUGUACAACUGGAGAUGUCCAGGAACGGAUUCUGAAAAGGUUGGACUUGUACUCCAGUAGAUGGAUCUGCUGAUCUCUACUGUUCUUACACCCUCAUUUGUUAAUAUUCUCUAUGACAAUUCCUGGAACUGCCAUUCCAAAGAAGAGUAAAAGCACAAGUGAAGCUGAAGUAGCUGGUAACAAUCAGAAAAAAAUGAAAAAUGCCCGUAUGAGCUGUGCUACACAUUUCUAGCUAGAAUGUUAAAAUCUAUCCUGUUUUUGCUGUUUACCUACUUAUCAGUGGGAUGAAAGGGUACAAAGAGCACAUUCCUGUAGUUUUCAAACCUUCAGCUCUUUUGGUGAAGAAAGGGUAUUUUUCCACUCUAGAAAUAGGACUCUUUUUCUAUAGACUAAACAGAAGUCACAGCAUUGUGUAAGAAAAUCUUUGCUGCUUUGUGGGGAUAAACUGCUGCAUUUCUAUCUAUUAAAUGGUGGUGCAUUUGUAACAGAAAGAAGGAUCCCCUGGAGAAUCUUGACAUACAUUACUGGGGUCAUAGGCACGGGGUUGAGUGACAAGCAGAGGGUAUGAGAUGGGACAUUGUGAACAUGGACAGGGGCCAGUGCAUUAUUCCUCUCUAAGCAAAGUUGCCAAGCCAAUAAAUAUACAAAAACAAUAAACAUACAGAUUUGUACUUUAUCUUCAGCAAGUUAUGGAUCAUUUCAGUGGCAAGGUUUUGGGCAAACUUGAGUGUGCUCUCUCACAAAGCAUGAGGCCCGAGACCAGACAGACUCCCACUGCUGCACUAUCUCCAGGCUCUCGUCAGCAACACCCAGGAAGGUGAGGGUGAAGAAAUAAAAAGCCGGAAAUUAAAACUAGUGCCUGGGGAAUUUAUUAGUGCUACCAGCACUUUGAUAGUUUGAAUGUUCUAUUACUUACACAGAAUUGCACAUAUUCCAUAUUCCUUUAUGCUGAUUUUUAUCAUGAAAACUCUCAUGCUAAUGGAAAAUGUCUUACUUGUAAAUAACUAUUCAUAAUUUUUGUUACUGGUGUUACCUAGAAUUUGAAAAAGUUCCACUAUGUACAUAUGUUUAUAUACUUCCAGUAAUCCAAGGGAAAAUAUGAUGCUAAACAAGGCCAAACAGACUGGCCUUAAAUACCACAAAAUAGAUACUUCUUAUUGUACCACUGCCUGUUAGUAACCCUUUGAAACCAAUCAUAUCAGGAAGAGGCCACCAAAAUAUCACCAUGGGCUAAUUCUGGACCACUGCCUGUCUUUAAACACCCCACAAACUAAGCGUCCUUUUUUUGAAUGAUGGAAAAUCGUCAAAAGAAUAAAUAUUUUAUUGUAUUUUUU